Molecule: messenger RNA, 691 nt
Organism: Racocetra persica
Lineage: Eukaryota; Fungi; Glomeromycota; Glomeromycetes; Diversisporales; Gigasporaceae
Source: the annotation of a GenBank genome assembly
CCUUAACAAUGAAGAUGGAGAGUAUGCGGUGGCCCACUCUUCUAAGGAAUCACCUCAUUUAAAAUCAGUACAAGAGAAAACCGAGGCUUCAUACCCAAUGUCAGAAGCUCGAAUGCUUGUUCCUUCAUUAGAAGGAGCUUUUUUGAAGUUUCUUGUACAGAUAAGUAAAGCUACAAGGGUACUGGAGAUUGGAACUUUUACAGGUUAUUCAGCGUUGUGGAUGGCUGAAUGUCUACAAGGACGAGGAUCAGAAGCCAAAAUAGUCACGUUGGAAAAGAACGAAAAGUCUUUUAAGAUGGCAAAAGAGAACAUUGAGUCUUCUGAACUUGGACACCUGAUUGAGAUGAAGCUUGGCGAUGCAAGAGAGACACUUUUAAAUUUUAAUAAUUCGGUAAAAUUCGACCUAGUAUUUAUUGAUGCUGACAAAGCCAAUUAUAUCAAUUAUUAUAAUACUGUUCUCGAGCGAAAUCUUCUUUCGGAUAAUGGAUUUAUCGUUGCUGAUAAUGCUUUGUUCGGAGGAUAUGUAUCACAAGUGGCUAAAGGAAAAGACCUCUCUCAUGCUCCCGAUCGUGAUGUAAAAUGUGCCAAACUAAUGCAUGCAUUUAACGAAUAUGUCAUUAAUGACCAGCGAACUACAAAGAUUCUUUUGCCGUGCUUUGAUGGAGUCAUGCUUAUUCAAAAAAAGGAAUAA